This is a messenger RNA of Arabidopsis lyrata subsp. lyrata, 1460 nucleotides long. Its product is annotated as hydroxyacylglutathione hydrolase 1, mitochondrial. Gene Ontology annotation, molecular function: zinc ion binding; beta-lactamase activity; hydroxyacylglutathione hydrolase activity. Bases 269 to 1264 code for a protein of 331 amino acids. NCBI's taxonomy places the organism in Eukaryota, Viridiplantae, Streptophyta, Magnoliopsida, Brassicales, Brassicaceae. The transcript is spliced from 8 exons. Gene Ontology annotation, biological process: antibiotic catabolic process. The record is from RefSeq and is a predicted model, not a curated record.
GUAGUUGAGCUAAAAUAAAUUUGACUUAAAAGCAAAAACAAAUAAAUAUAAAAAUAAAAAAAGAGUAAAAGCUGUCUCUCUAGCUCUGACGUUGUUUCCUGUCGAAGUCGCAGACUCGUCAUCACAGCUCAGGCGAGAAAUUCUGGGUUUCUUCUAUCUACGCGCAAAAUCUCUCAAAGAAGCUUCUUCAAAGGUAACACAAUCAUCUCCUCUCGUUUCUCUAUUUGAAGAAAGAAUCAGAGAGAAGAGGGAGAGAGAUAUAUAGAGGAUGCCUGUGAUCUCCAAAGCUUCAUCUACCACCACCAAUUCAUCGAUUCCUUCGUGUUCUAGGAUUGGAGGGCAGCUUUGCGUGUGGCCUGGUUUGAGACAGCUUUGCCUCAGGAAAAGCUUAUUAUACGGAGUAAUGUGGUUAUUAUCCAUGCCACUGAAAACAUUGCGUGGAGCUAGAAAGACCCUUAAAAUUACCCACUUUUGUAGCAUUUCCAAUAUGCCAUCCUCAUUAAAAAUCGAACUGGUGCCCUGCAGUAAGGACAACUAUGCUUAUCUGUUGCACGAUGAAGACACCGGAACAGUUGGAGUUGUUGAUCCUUCUGAGGCUGCACCUGUUAUAGAGGCAUUGAGCAGGAAAAAUUGGAAUUUAACUUACAUUUUGAACACUCAUCAUCAUGAUGAUCACAUUGGGGGGAAUGCUGAAUUGAAAGAAAGGUAUGGCGCAAAGGUGAUUGGAUCAGCUGUUGAUAAAGAUCGGAUUCCUGGAAUUGACAUACUUCUGAAGGAUAGUGAUAAGUGGAUGUUUGCUGGCCAUGAGGUUCGGGUACUUGAUACUCCUGGCCACACACAAGGCCAUAUUAGCUUCUAUUUUCCCGGUUCAGCGACAAUAUUCACAGGAGACCUGAUAUAUAGCUUAUCCUGUGGUACCCUUUCAGAAGGUACCCCCGAGCAGAUGCUUUCAUCACUCCAAAAGAUCGUGUCUUUACCAGAUGAUACAAAUAUAUACUGCGGCCGUGAAAACACAGCAGGCAAUCUCAAGUUUGCACUAUCCGUAGAACCAAAGAAUGAAACUCUUCAGUCCUAUGCAACCCGAGUCGCCCAUCUUCGCAGCCAGGGACUCCCAUCAAUUCCUACGACUGUUAAGGUCGAGAAAGCAUGUAACCCGUUCCUCAGAACAUGGAGCAAAGAUAUCCGAAAAUCUUUAAGCAUUCCAGACUCAGCAACAGAAGCUGAAGCACUGCGUCGUAUACAGAGAGCCAGAGAUCGUUUCUGAAAGCUUGGGGUAUCUUUCUUAAUUGUAUAGAAAAAUUUGCAAGUCAUCAUCAGCUGCAAAGAUUGAUAUUUUAUAUGUUUUGGGUUUUCUUCAGUUAUCGAUUUGAAUGUGUAUUCAACACAGAAAACAUCUAAAUAUGUAGUUUCACUCAAUUAUUAAAUUAUUGAGAUUUUUAAGUGUAAUUUAUGCUUCAACA